Aureobasidium subglaciale EXF-2481 is the source of this 957-nucleotide messenger RNA. RefSeq lists its product as uncharacterized. The transcript has 3 exons. The record is from RefSeq and is a predicted model, not a curated record. The coding region runs from base 65 to 745 and encodes 226 amino acids. Lineage: Eukaryota; Fungi; Ascomycota; Dothideomycetes; Dothideales; Saccotheciaceae.
CGCGGCGGCCUCUGCAUACUGCUCAUCGGCACUCAGCGUUGCAUCUCAUGAUGUUGUCACCUCGAUGGAAAUUAUAUCUAGGACAACGACGCUCUCCGAUGUGCCCACCAGUACUGUAACGGUCAUCUCGACCAAGUCGAUCGUGUCCUCAAGCACUGCAACCACUUUCACGACCUCCGCCGUCAGAACAGAGAGCAGAAGAGUAAGCAGAGUAGCAGCAUGCGGUCCAGCUGAAAACAUACUGUCUGGACUCGACAAUGCAGAGCUAUCAGAAGCAUGCUCUUGCAUCGGGGCCUUGCCCUCUGUCGAAGCAGCCAUGCUAGCAGUAUCACCUUCCACCACAACAAUGACGGCAGAAGUAUGGUCUACCGUGGCUCCUCGAGUAACCGAAUCAAGCACGCAAACCGUGUCCAUACAGUCUAUCAUAACAGUCGAAAAGGCAGCUCCCUCCUUUACCCAAGUCUGGGGUCCCAAAGCGGGUUGCGAUGACAUAGGCAUGGCCUCUGCACAAACCUUCAUGGUCGCAACAAUGACCGAAGAACAAGUCACGAAUAUUUGCAAAGCUACUUGCAUGAAACAAGCAAAUUGCGUGUUCCUUUACGUGCAAUCAAUAUAUCCAGCAAACAACUUCUGGAACUGCUAUAUCAAUACUCAUGGGUUUGAUGAGGAGAAAGACUUGGAAUGUAGCAAGGACACGUCGAUCUGGGGAAUGGCCAAGGGAUACAGUGUUGUGGACAGAGAGUGAGCGUUUCAUAUCCAUGUUCAACAUCGAGGCUGAGAAGGUAGAAGACCUGCUUGAUGGUGAUUCGUGAAGGUUGGUUGAGCAGGAGGAAGCGGCAUCAAAUCAAAGACAGUUGCAACAUUUAGCCGGACAAUGGUAUGAGCUGAAAUGGGAAGGAUUGCCGAACGACCCCAGAUUUGUUGACACGGACCCCUUUGUGCAUCAAUUAGCCAAUG